Messenger RNA from Hyaena hyaena (striped hyena), 1323 nucleotides. It is a transcript of the gene SEPTIN12, whose product is annotated as septin 12. Gene Ontology annotation, biological process: cytoskeleton-dependent cytokinesis. Gene Ontology annotation, cellular component: cell division site; septin ring; septin complex. The transcript is spliced from 10 exons. Bases 85 to 1164 code for a protein of 359 amino acids. The record is from RefSeq and is a predicted model, not a curated record. NCBI's taxonomy places the organism in Eukaryota, Metazoa, Chordata, Mammalia, Carnivora, Hyaenidae. Gene Ontology annotation, molecular function: GTPase activity; molecular adaptor activity; GTP binding.
ACACCGGAGUCUGCUAGGACAGGGCAGCCCCCUGAAGCUCCCUCAGAGACCCAGGCCAUCAGACAUUGCUGUGCCCUUGGCCUCAUGGACCCCCUGAGGCGGUCCCCCUCCCCCUGCUCAUCAAGACCCUCCAGCCCCAGGACCCCACCCUGCGAGAUGCUUGGUUACGUGGGCAUUGAGGCCGUGCUGGACCAACUGAAGAUCAAGGCCAUGAAGAUGGGGUUUGAGUUCAACAUCAUGGUGGUGGGGCAGAGCGGGCUGGGCAAGUCCACAAUGGUGAACACCCUUUUCAAGUCCAAGGUGUGGAGGUGCACUAUACCAGGCCUGGGGAUGCCCACACCCCAGACGCUGCAGCUGAUGUCAGUGACCCACGUCAUCGAGGAGAAGGGUGUGAAGCUCAAGCUGACGGUGACAGACACGCCUGGCUUCGGAGACCAGAUCAACAAUGACAAAUGCUGGGACCCCAUCCUAGGCUACAUCAAUGAGCAGUAUGAGCGGUACCUGCAGGAGGAAAUCCUCAUCACCCGCCAGCGCCACAUCCCUGACACCCGGGUGCACUGCUGUGUGUACUUCAUACCGCCUACUGGGCACUGCCUGCGGCCUCUGGACAUUGAGUUCCUACAGCGGCUGUGCCGGACUGUGAACGUGGUGCCUGUGAUUGCCCGGGCCGACAGCUUGACCCUUGAGGAGCGAGAGGCCUUCAGGCGCAGGAUCCAGCAAAACCUGAGGACUCACUGCAUUGAGGUGUACCCACAGAAAUGCUUUGAUGAGGACAUCAACGACAGGAUCCUCAACAGCAAGAUCCGGGACCGGAUCCCCUUUGCUGUGGUUGGGGCUGACCGAGAACACCUGGUGAACGGGAAGUGUGUCCUGGGCCGGAAGACCAAGUGGGGCAUCGUUGAAGUGGAGAACAUGGCGCACUGUGAGUUUCCUCUGCUGAGAGACCUGCUCAUCCGCUCCCACCUCCAGGACCUGAAGGACAUCACCCACAACGUGCACUACGAGAACUAUCGAGUCUGCAGGCUCAACCAGAGCCACGUGCUGCCUCGCGGGCCGGGCUGGGUGAACCUGGCUCCCACUCCCCCAGGCCCGCCUGUCAUCUCCGGGCCCUCGAAGGUGUGCCGGCAGGCCCCCGACAACUCUGAAGAUGAUGAAGACUACUAAGCACGGGGCAGGGGUGGGGCGGGGCACCCGGCAGCCCCCAGCACCCACCUGUGUACAGAGCAUGUAUUAAAGGUGGACGUCACUUUUUAUGAAAAGCUGUGCUUUGAAAACCAAAGGCGAUUUGUAAAUGACUUCUUUGAGCUGUCCUCCAAUAAAAGU